ACCCACCAUACUUUUUGUACUUCGGUUGAAGUUUCCCUUUAAUUUCUUCAUUCGCACUUCACUUCUCACCAUUGCAUUUCGCUCAGAAAAACCAGAAGAAGUAGAAGAAGAAGAAAGGAGCCAUGAAUGUUUCCAGCUUAAAAGCUCGGUACCUUGACUCUUGCCAAAAACACGAGGUGCAACCCAAUUCAGCAAUUCUAUCAUGGUUUUCUCAGGCCAAAAUUCAGAGUUCGAACAACGAAAAGUGUAGCAUAGUGAUUUCGUUAGACCAGCUAAGGGAUGCCGAUAUUUUGCCUCUAACCAACCUACUUAUGUCAAGUGACUCGGCUGACAUUGAUGCCGUUGACAUAUUUCUGGAAUCCAAUAGUGACUUGGGCAAAGAAAAUGUUAAGACCUUGAUAAAUGCAGUCAAUCUAAAGCUUCGAGUCAUCGAUCUCCAGGAUUUGGCAUUGGGGAAUGAUUUUCUGUGGGAUCUCUUACAAGGUUGCUUGGCUUGCCAAGUCUUCAACUUGAGGUCUAUUAAUAUCCAGAAACUCAACAUGGUUGGAAGCUUUUUGCAGCUGCAUACGCUCCGUCUGGACUUUUGUACUUCACUUGCUAGUUUGCAGAAGGACUGUUUUUCUGGCAUGCCUAAUUUGAUGCGUCUCUCAAUGUGCGAGACAACAAUUGCUAAUCUCAUGGCAACAACUGGUGCUCUAUCAAAACUUCCGUCUUUGGUGGAAUUACGGUUCCAAAGUUGUUUGUGCUGCAAGGACACUGGGGCAUGUUCUAAUUUACAAGGACAACACAACUUACAGAGUGAGGUUCAAGAAAAAGAUGAGUUCCUUGUAAGUGUGUGUAAGCUAGACCUGAAGAAUCCCGCUAUCACAUUAAAGUAUAUAACUCAUUGUCGCUCGCCCAUAUGCUUUGAGAAAUAUUACCGGGAGUACAUGAUUUCAAUGCUCCCUGGUUUGGAAGUUUUGGAUAAUCUUCCUAUCGGAAAGACCGAAAGGGAAUUGGCCAUGACAACUGCAGAAAAAUACUAUGAAUACUUACCUUACAAGAGACAUCACAAAGAAAGUGUUGUUAGUGUUUUGCAUAAGCGUGAAAUGGGAACAAAUGUUAUACACUACCAAAGACCAUUCAAGCCAAAACAGCUGCAUCCUUAUAGAAAUGGCCAGAAUUUUUUCUUGAGGUCCCUUUGCGCUGCCAAAAUCGGGUCUUCAAUGUGGCCACUCUUACAUCCGCUGUCUAAGUUUAGCCACUCAUUUAAAACCGAAAACAAGAAGCUUCGUCCAAGGCAGUUUGAGUAUCAUCCAUCAAACCCCAGUCUUAUGGUUUUCGGAAGCCUGGAUGGUGAAGUAGUUGUUCUCAACCAUGAAAACGAGAAAAUAGUUGGUUAUAUCCCAUCCGUAGGAAGAGCAAUGAGCAGUGUCUUGGGGCUUUGUUGGCUCAACAAAAAUCCAUCAAAGCUUGUUGCUGGUUCAGAUAAUGGUUCCUUGAAGUUGUUUGACAUCAAUUACAUGUCACGAGAAGUUUCAGGCUCCUUCUGCAGCUCCAGUGCUGCAACUUUUGACGAUUUCGAGCAGUUGACUUCUCUUCAUGUAAAUUCAACUGAUGACCAGCUUCUUGCUAGUAGUUACUCUAAAGGUCUUGCUCUAUAUGACCUAGCAAGUGGAAAGCGUUUACAGUUGUUCACUAAUAUUCACCAAGAACCAAUCAAUGUUUCCAAAUUUUCCCACCAUUCCCCUUAUGUGUUUGCUACUUCAUCAUUUGACCAUGAUGUGAAGAUGUGGGAUUUGAGACAGAAUCCAAUGCGGCCUUGCUAUACAGCUUCAAGCUCAAGAGGAAACGUGAUGGUUUGCUUUUCUCCCGACGACCUUUAUUUGCUUGUUUCAGCUGUUGACAAUGAGGUUAAGCAACUUUUGGCGGCAGAUGGGAGGGUUCACAUGAAUUUUGAAAUAGCUGCCACAGGAAGUUCUCAUAAUUAUACUCGUUCAUAUUACAUGAAUGGAAGGGACUAUAUUAUCAGCGGGAGUUGUGAUGAGAAUAUAGUUCGCAUUUGCUGCGCUCAAACUGGAAAGCGACUGAGGGAUGUCCAUUUGGAGGAUACAGAGUCAGGAAAUUCAAUAUUUGUGCAGUCCUUACGGGGUGAUCCUUUCAGGCAUUUUCACAUGAGUAUAUUAGCAACCUCGACACGUCCAAGCUCUAAGUGGGAGAUUAUAAAGGUCAAUUUACUUAGAUCAAGUUGCUACUCAGAAGAGUAUUCGUCUGGCCAAUGUUUUCACCCUUCCUGCUGUCUCGGAGGUUGAUUUAUAUUUCUGUGCUUGAUUUCUCCUCGAAAUGAAGCGCCAUAACUUAAGUAGCUCCAAGACUACUUCAGUGCCUCCCGGAGCAAUGAUAAGGGCAACGUACGCAGUUUUCCACUCCUUAGGCAGCUCUGAGAUGUUGAAUCCUUUCAUUAUGUUGAUGACACUCAUGAUGAUUGUGGCGUAUCCUACUGCAUAGUGAAACAAAUCCAGAAGACCCCCUUCUCUUAUCUGUCUUCUUUGGCCUCAAAGAAAAAGCUACCGCCAAUUGAAUACAAGCAAGAACAAACAGUGUUAUCCCUAUGCAUCUAUGGCCUUUAUAUUCAAUCCCUUGGAGACAUGGCACCGAGAUAGAUACCAGUUCCCCGCCCGGCUACCCCGCCAACAAGGCCCAGCAUUUGGAAUCCUCUGAACAUUGAACCAUGUCGGGUCAGCCCCUUUGAUAUUUUUGAGAUGCCUAGCCACCAUAGCCACGAUAGCCCCGACAGGAAUCAGUAUGCCCCAGCUGAUGGUUUUGACAAUUCCAAGAGCAUACUUCAUGGUUGUUCUCAUAUACAACAGAUACGUCAUACAACGGGAAGCUGAGAUUUCCUUGUUACAUCCGAGUCUCGUAGCUGUUGAUUCUUGAAGAAUAUACAGACAUAGUUCCAUCUGUUCUUUUGAAAGCAAUGAUGGAAUUGUGAACCGACCAAUGCCGGUAGAGGGAGGGAUUCUGGCCCAUGCUACCCAUCUCGAGUCACCACAGUUUGUAGUAAAGGCAACGCUGUAAUUUUACAGCAAAUAGUUACUAGACUCACUGCUGUUAUUUUUUUCCCUGCAUUUUCAUGUAAGAAGCCAAGAGACUGAGGAGUAACUUUGCCUGCAAGGAAACCGAAACUUUGGUAAACCCUAUGCUCUUGUGAGUGCAAACAAAUGUGUAAAAUAUUCAGUUUGGAGUGCAAAUGACUAAACGAGGAUAGAGAAAAUCGUUACCGUUA
Molecule: messenger RNA, 3265 nt
Organism: Malus domestica (apple)
Lineage: Eukaryota; Viridiplantae; Streptophyta; Magnoliopsida; Rosales; Rosaceae
Product: protein DWD HYPERSENSITIVE TO UV-B 1-like
Biological process (GO): cellular response to UV-B
Cellular component (GO): Cul4-RING E3 ubiquitin ligase complex
Molecular function (GO): protein binding
Source: RefSeq, a predicted model, not a curated record